Messenger RNA from Astyanax mexicanus (Mexican tetra), 1981 nucleotides. RefSeq names its product cell division cycle 42 (gene cdc42). The transcript has 6 exons. Gene Ontology annotation, biological process: modification of synaptic structure; small GTPase-mediated signal transduction. The coding region runs from base 133 to 708 and encodes 191 amino acids. The record is from RefSeq and is a predicted model, not a curated record. Gene Ontology annotation, cellular component: dendritic spine. NCBI's taxonomy places the organism in Eukaryota, Metazoa, Chordata, Actinopteri, Characiformes, Acestrorhamphidae. Gene Ontology annotation, molecular function: GTP binding; GTPase activity.
UUUUGACGGUGCGCCCCUGCGCCUUUCGCUGGGAAGCCCUGUGCUCAGAGCUGCCAACGCCCGGCGCAGAGAAACAAACAGGGAGGAUACGAUCUUGAAUGAGAAGAGUGGAUUGUUAACAAAAGCACAGCUAUGCAGACGAUCAAGUGCGUUGUGGUUGGCGAUGGUGCCGUUGGUAAAACCUGUCUAUUAAUCUCCUACACAACUAACAAAUUUCCCUCCGAAUAUGUACCAACGGUCUUUGAUAACUAUGCAGUAACGGUUAUGAUCGGAGGGGAACCUUACACCCUUGGACUGUUUGACACUGCAGGUCAGGAAGAUUAUGAUAGAUUACGACCUCUGAGCUACCCCCAAACAGAUGUCUUCUUAGUCUGUUUCUCCGUUGUUUCCCCAUCUUCAUUUGAAAACGUCAAAGAAAAGUGGGUACCUGAAAUCACCCAUCACUGUCCAAAGACUCCCUUCCUGCUGGUGGGGACACAGAUCGACUUGAGAGACGACCCCUCUACUAUUGAGAAGCUUGCGAAAAACAAACAGAAGCCAAUCACUCCGGAGACGGCCGAGAAGCUGGCCAGAGAUCUGAAGGCUGUCAAAUACGUGGAGUGCUCCGCUCUCACACAGAAAGGCCUAAAGAAUGUAUUUGACGAGGCGAUUUUGGCAGCCCUGGAACCCCCUGAGCCCAAGAAGAAGCGUAAAUGUGUGCUGCUAUGAGCACCCGUUCCUUUCUCUCUCCCUCUCUCUCUCUCUCCUCCUUGCUCUGCUAAGGCUGGCCAACAGCUUUGUACUCUAAAAGCAAUGUAUGAAAGAAGUGAGUUAAAAUUUUUGCUCUGCAAUAAAGAUAUAUAAAGACUACCCUACACAUACAUACACAUACAUACACACACAUGCGCACAUCACUCAGUCACACAACAGGAGUCAGAUUAUAAAUUUGAGUUCCCUAUCAGCACAGCUAUUAAUCUAAAGACUCUAGAGGGCCUUUUUUUCUAGUUUAGAUUUUAAGAUGUUCUAAAUCUGUACUUCAUGGUGAGUUGUAGAGAUAUGCUGCCUUGGUUUGAGAAUUGGUCAUUUAACCAUGUUUUUUAAACAGCUGCCUGCUCUUUUGAGGAGUUUGAGUGGUUACUAGACCAAGUUACAAACUUGCAAAUCAUGCUUCUAGCGUUGUGAGUCCGCUCUCUCCAGCUGGAGUGGGCCCUAACCCCCUGCUUCACCCUAGGACAUCACCAGAAGUGCUUGGAAACAAUUAGCUCCUUUUUUUUUUUUUUUCUUUGCCAAUAUCCCCCCUUCGUGAUCUAGACGGUUGAGUCAGUAAUCAUGUAAAUAAGAGUGGUUUAAAUGGGUAUUGAAUGGCUGCAAGAAUUGGUUGUCUCAAGCAGGGAACUUUGUAACAGUGUUAGCAGAACAAGUGGCGUGUCCUAAUGCGUUACCAGGGACCACAGAAGCAUUUCUCAGAAACUUCUCGUAAUGCAUGUAGGUAAGCCUCUGGUUUUCUUUUGGAUAGGUUAACUUUAAUAAUAAUGUAAGCUGACAAAAGUUGAUGUAGACUCCACUUGUUUUUACCAAAACAUUUUCUUUUUUCUUUGUUUUUUAUUGUGACUUAAUUUGUAUUUCUUUUUUUUUUUUUUUUUUCUUUUUUUUUUUUUUUUUUGGCUUUUUUGUUCGUCACUUUUGUCUUUAUUUAGGGGCCGGAUCCCAACAACACUGGUCCGCCUGUGAUUUAUAGAACACCUUUUUCUUUCGCAAAAAAAAAAAAAAAAAACAUAACUCAGUGCAAAACGUCCCUGAACUACUCAUUGACAGAACCAAGUUUACUAUCGGUGUCACACAGGUGGAUCAAGGUUGCUCUGCUUUCCAGUCAUUAUCACCCUUAUUUGUUUGUCUGUUUUUUGUUUUGGUGUAAAAACCAAAUGCUAUGUAUGAAGUCUCUCCUUUGUACUGUAUAUGCAUUCUUUUAAAAUUUAUUAAACUUAUACCUUAAUUGCCUUUA